GUCCAGGAUUUGAGUUACAUUAAAGGUGGAAACAGUCUUCUAUAACAUCACAAAGACUUGGUCUACAUGUUUUGAGAUCCACUGUAACAGACUGGGACAUUAAGGUCAUCAAACAUGCACAUUUGUCCUUAAAUUCCUUUGGCAGGACUGCAUCCCAGCAUAGAAGACCAUUCAUUUUGCUCUCAAACACUGCUUUAACUCUUACCUUGAGGCUUGUUAAACUUUAAUCUGCAGUGAAUGUGUGUAACCCACCCAUGGUCUUUUAACAGCAAUGAUAUUUAUGGAAUUUUUUAAAAAAAAGUACUUUUUGACUCCUUUGCUAAAACUUAUCUCUACCUGCUCUUCUUAUAAACAGAAUCAUGAGAAUUUACCCACAGUCAGCGGUGCAUCCAUCUAUCCCUUUGUUUCUCACAACUGAUAGUGUAGACAGAGUUAAUAUUAACAACCUUUGACCACUGGCAAUGUGCCUCUGAUUGUUCUCCAGAGUGAUGUGACAGUUUUUUUUUUUUCUUUUUAGUUCUCACUCUGCAGAACUAAAGCCAUUCGUCCUGAAAAGCCUUGAUUGGUGAGUGGAGCUUUUUGAAAUGGGGUUUAAAACAAAUGUGGCCAUAGCUGCCGGUUUCCUUUUAGCAGCUAUUGUAAUUGUGGUUCCGCUGGCAGCUCUUCUUUCUCCUCGCACCGCUCAGUUCAGGGCAACAUUCAGGCAGAAAUGUGAAUCUUUCCCAGAGACGAGCGAAAGAUGCGAACAUGUAUUAAGUACUUUUGAGAAAGCCUAUGUGGGGAAGGACUCGUGUAACUUUCCAGGGGAAGCCUAUCAUCAGCUCUUAACGGAGAACCCCUUCACACAUCCAUGUGGCAAAGUAAACAGCACUGGUUAUAAAACUGUGCCCAUAAUGUCCGGGCUUGACCUAAGCCUAUUAAAGUUUUUCAUGUCGUUCCGGGUUCAGACGAUGUUCUGGAGCGGCACAAAAGGUCUAGUGCAUGACUUCACUAAGAGGAAGGAUCAUUUCGUCACCCUGGAGGACACCCUGUUAGGGCACAUAAUGAAUGACCUGACGUGGUGUGGGAAGAAGGGCAGCAAUGACACCUUCAUCUACAUGUGUGAAGAGUGCAGAAUCAACACUGUGUCUUCAUUCUGGGCCAUAGCCUCUGAAGAGUUUGCAAAUUAUACCUGUGGCCCUGCCAGUGUUAUGCUGAAUGGAGAGAGAAGCAAACCAUUUGAUCCCACCAGUUACUUCGGAGCCAUUGAAGUUAGGAGGCUUAUGUAUCCCAUAGUGCAGAGCCUGACUGUUAUUCUUGUUACCAAGAACAAUAAAGUAGAUUGUAGCCAUGAGUCUCUGCAGGUGUUACGAAACGUUCUGGAUCCGAAAGUUACUUUGUCCUGCCGUUCUGUUACUGAAUCCAGGAUACGGAAAUGCAUAGAAAUGGGAACAACCACUGAAGCCUGUUGGAGUUAAAACACAUAUACUCUGUGAAAAUAAAAUGUCAAUUUUAGUUUCAUUUAUUUGCUAACAAAAGGCUUUACAUCAUAACAACAUGUAAUACUGUAUGUAGACCAGAGCAGCAAAAACACACUAAAGGCCUAACAUGAAAAUUAAGUAUUUCAAAUGUUUUGCAAAAGUUGCAAUAGAGCACCCAUGAAAUUUUGAAAACACCCUCAUCAUUUACCUUCUUUUAUUGUACGGGUAUAGCAUUUGGUACACUUGUAGAACUUCCCAAGACCUACCAAAAGCAAAAACAUCCAUGCUCUACAACAAACAGGAAGUCAGCCAUCUUGGCCUGAUUUCUUCCUGUUUUCACUCAGUUUUGGCCAUUUGUAGCCUCUGUAUUUAAUCAAAUUCCUCCAAGAGAUUUGGAUCAAUUAGUUUGAAAUUUGGCAAGUUCGCUCAGGAAGUCAUGAGGGAGUUCAUGGAAGAGUAGUAAGAUGGUUGAAUUGUUGAAAGAAAACCAUAAGAAGUCCCUUGAGCAGUUUGCCACAACCCAUGUAGGUCUGAGGCUAAGCCAUGGGAAAAGACCAGGACUGAACAACAAAUAGAGUCAAAAAGAGACUGGUAAAACUUGAAUCCCAGAAUGCACAGCAUUGACCAUUUUCAUGACAACUAUCAGGAAGGAGGUGUUAUAUAGUCAAAAUCCCUUUGACUACAUUGAGCUACAAUACUCUGGCACGCAGUGGUGUUUUUUCUCCUUUGCCUGCAGCUCUACAGGUUGCAUAAAAAAAUAAUGUCACCAACAUAGUUUUUCUUCCACUAACCUGAGAGAAGGUAUUACAAACGGCAGCUCCACAUGCCUCCAUGGGUGCCAUUUGUAAAGUUACAUAGUGAAAAGUCUUUUUUCUAAGUCACAUUUUCACCAUGUCAUUACUACAUUCAUAAAUGCCAGUUCCAAACUGAAUAUUUAAUUAGCAAGUUUAAUAUUUAGCUCUGAACUAAAUAUUUAGCUUGCUAACUAAAUUUUUAGCAAAUAUGCAAAUUCACUUGCCAAUCAGCCAUACGUUGAUAGUAAAACAAGUUACAUGAGGGACAAGAGAAGCAAUUCAGUCUCGCCAGCAGCAGGGAUUUAUUUAGAGAUUUGUAAGAUCCAGCUUUUGUUUUGGUAGUCCAUUUCCACUUAUUGGCA
Fundulus heteroclitus (mummichog) is the source of this 2616-nucleotide messenger RNA. Its product is annotated as ADP-ribosyl cyclase/cyclic ADP-ribose hydrolase 1. Gene Ontology annotation, cellular component: plasma membrane. The coding region runs from base 585 to 1457 and encodes 290 amino acids. Gene Ontology annotation, molecular function: NAD+ nucleosidase activity; phosphorus-oxygen lyase activity. The transcript has 7 exons. Lineage: Eukaryota; Metazoa; Chordata; Actinopteri; Cyprinodontiformes; Fundulidae. Gene Ontology annotation, biological process: positive regulation of B cell proliferation. The record is from RefSeq and is a predicted model, not a curated record.